ACCGAGUAUGAGGGCGGUGGCGAAGGACAAGGGGAGAAGACACCUUGGGGGGUGGAGGAGGAGGUGGGGGGGGGUGGGGGAGGAGGGGGAGGGGAAGGGGGGAAAGGAGGUGGAGGGGGAGGAGGUGGGGAGAAGGGGGAGGACGGAGCGGAAGCGGAGUGAGAGGGAGAGGGGGGGAGUACUGGGUCAAGGAUGUCACCUGAGGAAGAUGAGGAGGGAGCAGAUUCAGGAGGAGGAGGUGCUAGGGGUGGGGGAAUAAGAGGGAGAGGGGGGGAGGGGGGGGUGACAGUGUCAG
This is a messenger RNA of Closterium sp. NIES-67, 295 nucleotides long. NCBI's taxonomy places the organism in Eukaryota, Viridiplantae, Streptophyta, Zygnematophyceae, Desmidiales, Closteriaceae. The record is from the annotation of a GenBank genome assembly.